AGGAAAAUGCGGGAAUGCAAACGAAUGGGUGAAAUAAGAUGGCGGACCAAUUAAGAGUGCCGCGCUGAUACAUUUUAUUCUUUAUUUGUGACAAGGGGUAGUAUUUUAGAAAUGAGAACUCGAGUAUUUAAUGAAUUAACAUUAAUUAACGCGUAAACAGGUAGGAAACGAUAUAAAAAUCUGGCCGUGUCCGUCUGUAACGGUAAUAUCGUUUAAUACGGGCGAGAUCCAUAAAUAAAACAAUUGGUUAUAUACAUAUGUUUUUCAAAUCGACGAAUGCUAUUAUAUAUUUUGUAUUGAGCACUCGUUUCGGGAGAGAGACGCCGACGCCCGGCGCCGACGUCGUUUUUAAAGCGUCAACGUUGUGCCAGAGUAAUCUCACCCAAUCCGGGUGACUCAUAAGUAAAAAAAAUCGUUAGAAUAAUCAACCCUCUUGGACACACUGGCACAUCGUAAAGAUGCAUCGGUGAAAAGUUUUAUUCUCGGACGUUUUCUACGUUUUUCAUUGAGGUGUUAAGAUAACGGGAACAGGGAGAGGGGGGGGAAAGAAAAUAUAACAAUGGGUAAUGAAUUUAACAUCGUGAACGAAGAGGCGUGAUAUCGUUUAACGGUUAAUAAUAUUUUUUUUUCAAAUUCGUGCUCCAUUGAGAUUAUUCUCGUUGUGCGAAAGAAACGUGUCCAUUUUCACGUGGUAGCUCGUGAUAGCUCCUCAGCGGUUUUCUUUCGGUUGAUUUUGAAAUGGGUACGGCGGGUCGCGAUUUCGAGCGCGAUCGGGAGGACGAGCUCCACUGUCGAAUUUGUGCUAGUGACAUACCAAGAAACGACGGAGUCCACAUUUUCGCCGAGGAUGGUAGACGGCACUACCUGCAAACCAAAAUACGAAAAUAUCUGUACAUCUCGGUGUCCUCGGAAGAUAAGUUUUCAAAAAUGGUGUGUGUUACGUGUGUCAAGAGAUUAGAAAGCAUUCAUCGCUUUGCAAUGAUGGCAUAUAGAACACAAGAGAAACUAAAAUUGCAAUUAUAUAAUAGUACUGAAAACACCAAUGUUAUACAAGAUGUAGGCUUGGAAAGUUCUAAAGACAUGCAGGAUGGAACAAAAAAGGUGGAGGAUCGGGGACUGCUACAUACAAUAUUAACAAAAGGUGCAAUAGAAAUUUUGGCUGAAGGUGAACCAUUGGGACCAUCGGAAUUAAUCUCGCAGGAGGAUAAAUGCCCUACUCCAAGCAUGGAAGAAAUGGAAGUUAAAGUAGAUCCAAUGUUAUUUUUACAAUACGGUAUGGAAGAGUCAGAGUCAGAAACUUCAGAGGUAUCGGAUACAGAGGAUAAAAUAACAAGAGUCGAUUCUCCAGAACCAUUAUCGUUAACAAACAAAACCGAAGAUACAAAGAAGGAGAAGAAAGAAGAGAACAGUGAUGAUAAAGCACAAGAAGAUGAUGAGGAUCUUGUUUCCAAUGCAUCAUCCAAACCUCACGAAUGUACAAUAUGUUCUAGAUCCUUUAUAUCACAAAUUGGUCUACAAAAUCAUUUGUGGUCUCAUUUGCCUAAAGAUAAGCGAGCCGAUGGAAAGCCUAUUUUAAGAUCACAACAAGUAUAUUCGACUAACGGCGUUCUUCAUAUGAAUAUCGAUAACAAUUCAUCUGGAAACUUUGUGUGUCCAAUUUGUAGUAAAAAAAUAUCUACUAAGGGUAAUCUAAAAGUGCAUUUGGAAACUCAUCGGCCUAAGGGAAAGUAUGAUUGUGACAUAUGUGGUAGAAUCUUUAAAACACAGUCAAACUUGUUCAGACACAAGGAAUACCAUGGUGGCAUACAGUUCCCAUGUAACGUAUGUGGAAGAGUUUAUCCAACAAAUUCAACAUUACGCGCUCACAGCAUCACACAUUCAGAUCUUAGACCGCAUGCGUGUUCUCUUUGCAACAAAACAUUUAAAAGAAAUCAGGAUCUAAAGUUUCAUAUGAAUCAACAUACAGGUGCAAGACCUUACCAGUGCCCCUACUGUCCAAGAGCUUUCGCAAGUUCAGGUAACUGUUUUUCACACCGAAAAAGAAUGCAUCCUCGAGAGGUACAUCGAGACAGGCAAAGAGCGGCAGACUUAAUGAGAUGAACCAUGGGUAAUCAGUACGAAGAAUGGUUUUAGAGAAAUGUAAUAAUUUAGGGAACGGUCGUAUUAGCUGUUACGAAAUGAACGAGCUUUAGUUUCAAAUAUUAAUGGUGCUAACACGAGAGGUAAAAAGAACAUUUUGUAUGGUUUGAUUGACUCGUUUCUAGUUAGCGUUAGGUGUCGUUAUUGUUACCAAUGGGCACUUAGUUGUUUGUUCUUAAACCGUAACUAGGUUUCCUUUAUACAGAAUAGCAAGAAACAGAUAUAUAUUUUUCUUAAUUUUUUACCUUAUUAAUGUUACUGAAUAUAUACUUCCAUUGUUGUUAACGAAUUUAGUGAUCAUUAUUUUAUAACUUAUACGUACAUAGUACAAGUGAUAAUAACAAUAGGUUUUAAACACUCUAGUCGAAAUAAGAAAUUUGUAUUUUUUACUGGUUUAUCUAUAUUUAUCGCGUAAAUAUUUUCUUCUUCAUCAUUAAGGGAUAGAAAUUAUAAUUAGACAGCUCUCGGUACCAUUACUUAGAGAAGAUUCUACGAAAGUUCAAUAUUUAAAUGGAAGCAACAAUUAUUAAAUAACACGAUAACGAUAACAGCAUUACCGAUAUACAGUAUUAUUCAAGUCGUUUCAAAUUAGGAUAUGUUAACUUAUUGAUAAUGAAUACAAUGAAGUAUUAAAUAUUAAGCUAGGGAUAAUACUUUUUAUGAGUUCGGUAGAACUAAGUAAAAGGUCGUUGAAAGGUACUUAGUGAAAUAAAAACUGUGAUUUUUUAUAAAUCAGCGGAAGAAUCAUUGAGGUAUAAAAAUUGAUCCGCACUCCGGAUUGGAUUAAAGUACUGUUCUACUCGAACGUUCGAGUAAAGUGAAUAUCGUACUUAGAAAUAGUGCUGGCACAAGUAAUUUAUCAAUCGUUUGCGCCCGAAAUUUGUGUUCUUCGAUAUUGCUAGUUUUUCAAAUCACAAACUAGUUAGACAUUAUGCGUAACAUGUUUGAGCGGCAUGUACUUAAUAUCGUUUAACGGACAAGGAGUACAAAGGUUUAACGUUCAAGCAUUUUACGUUUAAUCGAUAGUUUCUUCGUCGGGGAGGCAAUCUUAUUUUAUUAUUAUUAAAAAUACACACAUACACACACGCGUACACGAACAUACACACAUAUAUAUAUAUAUAUAUAUACACACACGUACACCUAAACGGAUUUGAGUGACGUCGAAGGUUCUAAAAGAAAGCGCGUUAUUUUGUCCAUACAAAGUAUUGCUGUGCAACAGUGAGUAUUUCAUAAGAUUACAUUAUACAAGACAGUGACCAAAAGAAAAACCAGAGGGGAAACGAAAACGUCGGAGGAGACGGGAAAUAUUCUUGUGAACCGAGGGAAAGUUCGUGGUUCUGGGGGAUAUUUUUAGCACGAUAAACGAGCAUCAUCAUUGAGUAACGUUUAAGACUGUAUACGAAAAUUCUGUGUCAAAUUAGGGUAACGCAUUAUUAAUGUAAGUAUAGUAUACGAUAUCAAUGGCCGUAUUGUCAUGAGAGAUGAGUCUAGUUUAUUCAGAUGCAGUAUUCCACGAGCUAAACGUAAUAAAACGAAGUAGAGGUCGUAGACUACGUUACGGACGAUCACACAGUGUUAUUCUUUUAAACAGGUCUGUAACGAUUAAAGUAAAUGUUAACUGAAGUCUGAGUAGCUUUAGGGGGAUCUAGGUAGAUAAGUUUAUAGGAGCUGUGUAAUUGGUAGAGAUCAUAGACCGUGCUUCCGUAUAACGUACACAUUCGCACACGUGUUGCAUAGUCCAAAAGAGGAGAAUAAACGAGAUCGUAACGGCGAUCGACAAGGCGACUGCUAAUAAGUAGACUGUCGAUUUUGUGUUUGCACCGGAGGAGUGCAAAGUAUGAUCGACGUAGAAACGCAGUAAAAUUUUCGUAUCGGUUCGAAUCAAACGAAAUCAAUAAUAGAAAUCAGUCGUUCAUUUGAUCUCGUAGCGAAUCAAGAUCCGCAGUCUACUGAUAAGUUAGUGAGUAGGCAUUUCACGGCGAAAGAAUCUUGUGUAACAAUGUUGCUACGUUAGUGAUAGUAGGGUGACCAAGCUUUCGCCUCGGCGAUUAUAUUUGAAAUUCAAUGGACCAAACAUCUUUUUAGCUCCAAUUCUACCAGAUACGGGAAAUUAGCUGAAUAACGCGUCAACGUGUUUAACGAUAAAUGUUACUUAAUCGUUGAGCGACAAGUCGGUUCAACGGUUCGGGGAACGUGAAAGCUUCCAUGGGUCGCCCUAGCUUGUUAGGAACACAAUCGUAUAUUUUGCGAUUACGUUUUUCGAGGACGCUUGCCAAUUGCAUAGUAACGCAACUGGGGAUAAUCGAGCGAUCGUGUAUCCACGGAAAUAAUCAAUUUUUCUAAAGAAAACAAAGGAAAACCGCAGACAAGAUGGUCCACGAUCUUGCUCUUAUGGCUCAAUUUUUACGUCUAGCUCUUCGAGCAGGGACGAGCAAAUUGUCUCGGAUAGAAUUGUUAUCGUUACCGUCGCUGAAACACGCAUCUAUAAUUCGAACAAUUAAUCUCUUCAACCGACCAGUCAAACCAUCUAUUCGUAUUCGAUCGAGAAGUUCGGACAGCCCGAACGAUUUGCUCGGUCCCUGCCGCGGCGAGCGAAAAAUUGAGUUGAACCAUUUUCUCUGAAAAGUCCACGUAUCGGAGGUGACUAGCAUCUAACUAGCGAUUAAACGAUAUCUCAAAAGUGCCAGUAACCCAGUGAACUAACGUAGCGUAUUCCAGCAGACGAAUACUGUGGAUAAUUAUUUGUAGAACCAAGAUAUCAGUUAUCGAUAAUAUCAAU
Molecule: messenger RNA, 4918 nt
Organism: Nomia melanderi (Alkali bee)
Lineage: Eukaryota; Metazoa; Arthropoda; Insecta; Hymenoptera; Halictidae
Biological process (GO): regulation of transcription by RNA polymerase II
Cellular component (GO): nucleus
Molecular function (GO): RNA polymerase II cis-regulatory region sequence-specific DNA binding; zinc ion binding; DNA-binding transcription factor activity, RNA polymerase II-specific
Source: RefSeq, a predicted model, not a curated record